Molecule: messenger RNA, 2746 nt
Organism: Danio rerio (zebrafish)
Lineage: Eukaryota; Metazoa; Chordata; Actinopteri; Cypriniformes; Danionidae
Source: RefSeq, a predicted model, not a curated record
UCCCGCUCAAGCGCCGCCCAGUCGGCGUCACGUGACACAAACAGCGGCCUGUACGUCACCGUGACCCACUCGAUGACAGCAGAGGUUACAUCACAUCACAGAGUUCACCGUCAAUUCCUGUCGGACAGCGGACUCUGAAACACCUCUAAGACCACAACCCCAUCCUAAAUUCAUCAAGCCAGAGAAAAACCCGCAUCUGAAGACAUUUUUACAUCGAUCUGGUUUAAUUAUGUCCUGCUCAUGCAGAACUGCAGUGAGGGUGAUUAUAAAGUCAGUUCCUAAAGGUGUGUGUUGCUCUCGUGUUCACGUCUUCAGCCGCUCUCGCUCGGCGUGCGAUGAGCUUCAUCUUCCUCCAGUCCUGAAUGUCAGAUGUUUUUCGCAGAGCGUCGUGUGUUUCUCCUCUAAAGAGAGUCCACCGAGAGACGGAGACGGCGGGAAGAAGGCUGUAGGGGAGUCUGGGAAACGUGCAUCUGGCGCUGGGGGCUCUGGUAAAGGUGGCAGUCAGCUUCGAUGUCCCAAAUGUGGAGAUCCCUGCACACACGUCGAGACCUUUGUGUCCUCCACACGGUUUGUCAAAUGUGAGAAGUGCCAUCAUUUCUUCGUGGUUCUGUCCGAAACCGACUCCAAAAAGGGCCUGAAUAAGGAGACGGAGAGUUCAGAACAUGUUAAAUUCGCUUUAGCUCAGAAACCUCCUCCACCGCCCAAAAAGAUUUAUGCCUACCUCGACAAGUUUGUUGUUGGCCAAUCAUACGCCAAGAAGGUGCUGUCCGUCGCCGUCUAUAAUCAUUAUAAGCGGAUCUACAAUAACCUCCCCGCAGCCGGCCGACAGCAAGCCGAAUCCGAGAAGCAGAGCUCGCUUUCUCCCAGAGAGUUGGAGAUCAGAAGACGGGAAGAUGAAUACAGGUUUACAAAGCUGCUUCAGAUCGCUGGCAUCAGUCCCCAUGGCAACGCUUUGGGUGCUUCCGUUCAGCAGCAGACCAAUCAGCAGGCUCAGCAGGACAAAAGGGGCGGGGAUGUGCUUGACUCCGCCCACACUGACAUUAAACUGGAGAAGAGCAACAUUGUGUUGCUGGGACCCACUGGAUCAGGUAAAACUCUCCUGGCCCAAACACUGGCCAAAUGUUUAGACGUUCCCUUCGCCAUCUGCGACUGCACCACCCUCACCCAGGCUGGAUAUGUGGGCGAAGACAUCGAGUCUGUUAUCGCCAAGCUCCUGCAGGACGCAAACUACUCCGUGGAGAAAGCCCAGCAAGGCAUAGUGUUUCUGGAUGAGGUGGAUAAGAUUGGCAGUGUGCCAGGAAUUCAUCAGCUGAGAGAUGUCGGGGGGGAAGGAGUUCAGCAGGGUUUGCUGAAACUGCUGGAGGGAACCAUCGUUAAUGUUCCUGAGAAGAACAGCAGGAAGCUGAGAGGAGAGACGGUGCAAGUGGACACAACCAACAUUCUGUUUGUGGCAUCCGGUGCUUUUAAUGGGCUGGACAGGAUCAUCAGCCGUAGGAAGAAUGAAAAGUAUCUGGGUUUUGGGACGCCCUCCAACCUCGGCAAAGGGCGCAGAGCCGCAGCAGCUGCGGAUCUAGCCAACACUUCAGGGACCGAAAUGGAUGCAAUGGCCGAGAUUGAGGAAAAGGACAGACUACUCCGGAUCGUUGAAGCGCGGGACCUCAUCGAGUUCGGCAUGAUCCCGGAGUUCGUGGGCCGUCUACCGGUGGUCGUCCCACUGCACAGUCUGGAUGAGGAAAUGCUGGUGCAGAUCCUUACAGAGCCUCGUAAUGCGGUCGUCCCUCAAUAUCAGGCUCUCUUCAGCAUGGAUAAAUGUGAGCUGAAUGUAACCUCGGAUGCAUUAAGGGCAAUCGCACGUUUGGCUCUGGAACGGAAGACGGGAGCCAGAGGUCUCCGCUCAAUCAUGGAGAAGCUCUUGCUAGAGCCGAUGUUUGAGGUGCCUCAGUCUGACAUCAUCGCUGUGGAACUUAACAAGGACGUUGUCCAGGGCAAGUGUGAACCACGCUACAUAAGAACUCAUCCCAAAGAGACCGAGGAAGAGUUUGAAGAAGAUAACUGGCCGAGACAUGCUGAUGCCGCCAAUAACUGAAUGCUUAAGACCGCAAAAUGCCAUCAAUAUGGAGCGGAUCCAUCCAGACCUAAACAGACAGCAGUGUUUGUAGAUUAUUUUAAAUGACAGAUCAAUGAACGACUGUUUUAGCAUUUCAUAACCUAAAGCUACGGAGACCCGGAAGGGACGUGAUGGUGGGGAAAAAAAAAUGGGUGAUAGGAAAGCAUAUUUUUACAUUUUUUUAUUGUUCUCUUGCAAUUCUCCACAAACACUUCCUGUUCUCUUCAUUCAUGUAAACCCUUCCGUUUUUGCCAAAAUUCUCCCGUAUUUUACUAUUCUAUCCCACUAUCAUCCUAUCAUUAAGUAUUUUCCCAUAUUUCUGAGAUAUGUUUAAUCUUGAAGGCACACUGAAAUUGAUAUUAAAAUGUCAGCAUCCACUUUCUUUACGUUAAAGCUGUGUGUCGAUCGUCGCCUUUCAUAUGCAACCUCUGAACCAGUCCAUAUGCAACCUCUGAACCAGCACUCCAUACAAUAAACUGAUCCCAGAUCAGCUACAGGCCAUUUACAGAGGAGCAAAAGUGCAGGACACGUUUGGAUUGGGUUGUAUGUUUAAACAGACAAAUACACUGAAUAUUAUGUAAACAUCUCCGUCCUGCACGCUUUUAUUUUCUCUUAAAUAAGCACAAACAGUUUCUAAAG